Molecule: messenger RNA, 513 nt
Organism: Uncinocarpus reesii 1704
Lineage: Eukaryota; Fungi; Ascomycota; Eurotiomycetes; Onygenales; Onygenaceae
Exons: 1
Coding region: 1-513 (170 amino acids)
Source: RefSeq, a predicted model, not a curated record
AUGGGUCAGAAAUUCGAACAGAGCCCCUCGCACAGACGAAUUGCUGCACUUUCACUUAAACGCCGGGCUUCCGCACCUUCGUCCCUCAAGGCGCUUCCCAAUAUUUCAGUAACGGCCAAAGAACACAUCGAAAUUAUUGAAUGCUUGGAGAGGCUGUACGAUGAUGACAUCAAAACCCUCACGAACAAAAUCAACAAACUAUCCGGCGACCUUCAAUCGGCAACAGAGGACAACAGUCAUUUGAAGAGGGCCUUGACCGCGAUAAAAGUCUCCUUCGACGAUAGGUGCCGGGAUUUCGUGAGAAUGAAAGAGGAAGUGCAAAACCAACACAGGAAGAACUGCAAUUUACACCAAGAGGUCCUCGAUUCCAACGCGCACCGAGAGGAGCUUCAAGAAGUCAAUAGGGUGGUUUUACGCCGAGUGCGCGAUUAUAAGGAAAUAUUAGCUUGUCUAUGCCAAAAGAACGGGCUCGACAUCAACGAGAUAAUCAGAUCCAGGAACAGACCUCAGUGA